CAGUUUUUUCUGUUUUGAACCAAAUCGUGCAGAUGGAGCUCCGUUCUCUCGAUGGCAGCUCUGACGCUUCGCCGAGCAAGAAAGCCCGCUCGAGCAUGCAGCAGGAGCUCAUGACGUGGAGAAUCAUCUCGCUGCUGCUGAUUGGCGCAGUGAUUGGCCUUUCCGUCGCGCUUGGCGUCAUUUACACCACCCACAAGGAUCUCGAAGAGUCGGAAGCGUUGGCCGCGUCUCGUCGCGAUAGCUGCCCGGCGACCGGCAUUCCUGGCGCCUCUGGCUCGUCGAAACCUGGCCCUUCGCCGUUUUCGGCUGCCGACCCGCAUCCGCUGGAAGACCUGUACCCGUCCGAAACCCAAGACAUUUUCCACGCCUUGAUGAGCAAUGCGUCGCUCCAACUCACGCCGUACGACGACGCGGCCUUGUCUGACAACUUUAUCUGGGCGAUGGAGCUCGACCAGCCGGCCAAGUUUGACGUGCUGAACUGGCGGGACGGCAACAAUCAGCCCAAACCCAUCCGCUUUGCGCGCGUCGUCAUCUUCCACGGCGCGUGGGCUGUCCCUGAGGUGGUCGAGUACCGCGUCGGCCCGCUGCCCGUCAGCGCAUCCAACUUCCGGGUCUGGCCCGUGCGCCACGUCCCUUGGAUUAUGCGCCCGAUGACCGUCCAAGAGUACGAUUUGCUGGAAGGGAUUAUCACGGACGCCUUUGGGCAGCUCGCCACCAUCUGCACCGAGUCCUUUGGCGGCACGUACGAUGAGGAAGCCCUCACGUGGACGGAUUCGUCCCCGCGCGGCUACAACCGCACCGAGCGUCACACUUGGGUCUGGGCCAUGCACAACGUGGACGGCGCCCCUUACCUGCUUCCGACCGGCCUGGAGCUGAUGAUUGAUCACACCGACGUCGAUCCUUCCAACUGGUUUGUCAAGAGCGUCGCCUACAACCUGCAGGCGUACGACACCAUCGCCGAGCUCAUCGACCAGUACAACAACAAUGCCAGCUUUGUCAAGAUUAACUUCCCGGCACCGACAGACCCGUACUACCUGAUCGAGCAGUCCAAGCCCACGCGCCAGAACGCCCAGCACGCUUCUCCUCGCCACGUCAACCCUGGCGGCCAGCGGUUCACCGUGAACGGGCCCCAGGUCGAGUACCUGGGCUGGAAGUUCCUCAUUACAUCCAGCUUCCGCUCUGGCAUUUCGUUCAGUGACAUUUCCUUCCUCAACGAGACCAUCGUGUACGAGCUCAGCCAGCAAGCCGCCGCCGCCACCUACUCUGGCCGCCCGGCAGCCCAGUCUGCCAGCCAGUACGACGACUCUGGCUGGGGCAUGGGCGCUGCGGCCCAGCCUCUGAUCCGAGGCGUCGCUUGCCCAGAGACGGGCGUGUUUGCGGACGUGUUCAUGUGGUGGAACUCUGGCAACAUUUCCCACUUCCAGGGCGCCGUGUGCAUUUUUGAAAAGGACUUGGGCACGCCCAUCGCCUCGCACUUUAACAAGGGCAACGAUGGCCUCGACUUUGCCACUGGCAUUCACAGCACCGCCCUUGUGGUGCGCUUCAUCUCGACCGUGUACAACUACGACUACGUCUUGACGUACACCUUCUUCCUGGACGGCUCGAUGGACGUGGACAUGUCUGCGACUGGUUACAUGCAAGCCGGCCGCUGGGCCGAUGCGAACGACAACCAGUUUGGCACGCGCGUCCAGGACCAGGUGAUGGGCAACCUGCACGACCACAUUCUCAACUUUAAGGUGGACCUGGACAUUGCAGGCACUGCAAACACGGUCGACUCGAUUGGCGUGGCGUACGACACCUUCCCGGAAAACCCCUUCCUGCCUCCCUCCAAGCUCGCCAAGAAGCUGACCCACAACCUGAUUGCCACCGAGAUGGCCUCCAAGAUGCGCUUGAACCCAAGCAACCCGCACCUCAUCACCGUGAUCAACACGGACGAACCCAAUGCGUGGGGCGUGAGCCGCGGCUACAAGUUCCACCUGCACUCGCAAGCCAACAGCCUGCAGACGCCUGCGCUCGAGUGGUGGCCUGCCUUCUCGUGGCUGGAAAACAGCUUUGUUGCCACAAAGCGCAAGGAGUCGGAACACCGCUCGGUCGAGCACUUUUACGACAUGAACGCUCCAGACGUGCCGCUCGUCCGCUUCCUCGACUUUGUCGAAGACGACGAGAGCAUUCUGCAGGAGGAUCUCGUGCUUUGGGUGAAUGUCGGCUCCAUCCACAUCCCGUCUGCCGAGGACAUUCCCCUCACCACGAUUGCCGGUCAAGGCAUCGGAUUUACCCUGCGUCCGUUCAACUACUUUGACGCGGCCAAGCUCGAGGACCUUCGCCAACGCAUCUACAUUGCCUACAACCCGGCCAGACCCAGCGUCGGUCUCGUUGAAGUCGACACCGCGAAGGCCAGCGAGUGCUUCCAGUCGACGCCCGACUAUUCCUUCUCUGGCUCCAACCUUUACGGCGACCACUGAGUGUUGUUGUGUUUGUUUGAUUGAAGAAGUUUUGUGUGUGUGAUGAUGAUGAUGAUG
Messenger RNA from Capsaspora owczarzaki ATCC 30864, 2519 nucleotides. RefSeq lists its product as hypothetical. Gene Ontology annotation, cellular component: plasma membrane. Gene Ontology annotation, biological process: amine metabolic process. The coding region runs from base 33 to 2462 and encodes 809 amino acids. The record is from RefSeq and is a predicted model, not a curated record. Gene Ontology annotation, molecular function: quinone binding; primary methylamine oxidase activity; copper ion binding. NCBI's taxonomy places the organism in Eukaryota, Filasterea, Ministeriida, Capsasporidae. The transcript has 2 exons.